Molecule: messenger RNA, 4411 nt
Organism: Salmo salar (Atlantic salmon)
Lineage: Eukaryota; Metazoa; Chordata; Actinopteri; Salmoniformes; Salmonidae
Product: beta-citrylglutamate synthase B
Biological process (GO): protein modification process
Cellular component (GO): cytoplasm
Molecular function (GO): metal ion binding; ATP binding; N-acetyl-L-aspartate-L-glutamate ligase activity
Source: RefSeq, a predicted model, not a curated record
CUUCAGUGACCGUUGGUUUAUAAACUGCGAUUGGUCGAUAUUAUGGCAUAAACUCGAUUAUCAUUGGCCAUAUAUUGUCCGGGAACGAGGAAAAUUGAGUCGUAAACGAGGCGCGUGCUUGAAAGAAAACGCAGGACUGAAAACAAGCGUGCACCUUUUCAGCACCGAUCCUCGUGGAUAGCGGUACAGGGCCAUUCCACCAAUUAAUCAGACCAGACAAGCGUGGGGAUACGAGCAGCAUUGGUUUCUUCGAUAAUCAUAGAGCUACCACAAUUGUGUUAUUCAGCCAAGCGGCUGCGGUGUUCACUGGAUAGUAGCUGUUGAGUUCCAUGAGCGGUGGAUUCGAAGCAAAACGGCACAAGCUUUGUUUGCCCUAAGGGCUGCAAGAGCAAGGAGUCAUAGCUAAUACUGCUACCAGUAUUGUUUUUAGAAGGGAAUAAUCUGUGGUGCUCAUUGUGAUUCAGCGGGUUCUUGGAUCGAAAGGGACCAGGAAUAACGGCCUGCAAAUGAAGGGAAGCAAGUGGAAAUCGAGUAAUUAAUCGACCAUUAAAAGAACAGCCUUAAUCGUGGUGUUUGAUUUUUUUAGCCACAUUGCUUGUUCGUGUAGCUGCACUCUAUUGUGUGAGCAUCUUUGUAUUAUUCGCGUCAAUCUCUGACUAGGAUCCCGCGCUCUCGUUCGCCCGCCCGCCACCCUCUCGGCCACAGCGGUGUGUAUUCGGUACUAUUUUCAAUCGGCACGACACAGUUUGAUAUAAAUAUGUGUUCUCGGGUUUGGUUUGUGACCGACCGGCGUAUCCACCAGGAGUAUCCGCAAGUCCAAAUCCUUCGGGCUCUGAAACAGCGAUGCGCCGAGGAGGAUGUUGAAUUCCGCUCUCUUCUCAUGGACCAAAUCGUGCUCACCAUCAGCGAGGGACAAUUAGGUCUGCGGGUGGAGCAGGAGGUGGUGACGUCCUACCCUCAGGUGGCGGUGGUGCGGGUGCCCACCCCCUGGGUGCAGUCGGACAGCGACAUCACGGUUCUGCGCCACCUGGAGAAGAUGGGCUGCAGGCUGGUCAACCGGCCCCAGGCUAUCCUCAACUGCGUCAACAAGUUCUGGACCUUCCAGGAGCUGGCCGGCCACGGGGUCCCCCUCCCGGACACCUUCUCUUACGGAGGACACGAGAACUUCCGCAAGAUGAUCGACGAGGCGGAACCACUGGGUUACCCCGUGGUGGUGAAGAACACUCGUGGUCACAGAGGAAAGGCAGUGUUCCUGGCCAGGGACAAGCACCACCUGGCUGACCUGAGCCACCUGAUUCGCCACGACGCUCCCUACCUCUUCCAGGAGUACGUGAAAGAGUCGCACGGUCGCGACGUCCGGGUGGUGCUGGUGGGCGGCCGUGUCAUCGGCUCCAUGCUGCGCUGCUCCACCGACGGACGCAUGCAGAGCAACUGCUCCCUGGGCGGCGUGGGGAUGAUGUGCCCGCUGAGCGAGCAGGGCAAGCAGCUGGCGGUGCAGGUGUCCAACAUCCUGGGCAUGGACGUGUGCGGCAUCGACCUGCUGCAGCUCAACGACGGCUCGUUCGUGGUGUGCGAGGCCAACGCCAACGUGGGCUUCAUCGCCUUCGACCAGGCGUGCGGCAUGGACGUGGCGGGCAUCGUGGCCGACCAUGCCCUCUCGCUGCUGCCCAGCCGCCUCACGCGCAAGAUGUCGCUGCUCUCGGUGGUGUCCAGCGCCAGCGAGACGAGCAGUGAGCCCGAGGUGUGCCCGGCAGUCAGCAGCGUGCUGCCCGAGGCUGUGUGCAACAUGAGCGUGGGCUCUACAUCUAGCGAGAGCGACCCCGAGCUGGCCGAUACCACCCCGCAGCCCCCGAGCCGCCAAGCUGGCCCCAGCCCGGUGCUACCCAACCUCCCCGACCCGGCCUACAACUUCAACACCCUCCUCGCCAACGAGAUCAAAUUAUUGACUGAGUGAGCUGGACACAGCCAAGGCACGCACGCACGCACACUCACACACACUCAAAGACACACAUACACAUACACACACACACACACACACACACACACACACACACACACACACACUUACAAACACACACCUGAACAUUUGGCGGUGGACAUUCCUGUUGCAGAUCACAAACACAAACUCCUAUACACGUUACACAGGCAGGAUGUUACAUGCAAAAGCAUGAGCUGAACAAACAAAAAUGUAAUGAAAAAUGCCAUGACCACAUAAACUGACAUGACGAACAGAUGUAGACGCACGCGCCUUCUCAUACUAACUCCCCCCCAUAAACACAUAGAGAUCUAAGGCUGCUCCCCUGACUCUUCUCUUCUCCCCCACUGCAAACAACCCAGUUAGUUUACAACUGCAGUUGGUGGCAGAAGUGGGAUCCAGAAGGUUAGCUGAUUUACAGAAUCUUUUUGUUUUCAAUUGCUUUGUGAGGGUGAGGUGAGCAAGAGUUUUUUUUGUUGGGAGAACCCUAAAGAGCGUUACAUACACCAGCACAUAGUCAUGGAAAUCUGUCCAUCCUAUUGAGCGAGCACACACUACAAAACUGUAUAUUGGAGAAUGAGAUUGAUGCGUGGUCGUCGUUGUAGAUCAACCACUGAGGACGUAGCCAGGCUUGAUUUACUGUUGGUGAAAUGAAUUGUUUUGCAUGGGAUUUUCACCAUGACUGGGAGAGGUACACACAGAGGACUAGACAGACUGCCCACCAGCUCCAUGUAGCAGAGGACAGACAGGUUACACUGUCACAGGGACUAUUAAGUGCAGAUUGGGGCCAAUUCCAUUUUCUACCUCAGUUAAUUCUGGAAAUGGGAUGAUUGAAAAUCAUCAAAUACAAAUCGUCAUCACAUUUCAUUUGCAUUAAAUUCAUGAAUUGUCUGGAAUCAAAAUGGAACUUACCCCCCCCCCCCCCCAACACUGACGAGGAACUCCUAAACACUGGAUCUAUGGUCUGACUUCCCUUCCCCUAAUUCUUAAUUGAAGAUGUCAGAACAUCUUAGAUCUCAUUCGAAUAACAAAACUGACCUAGGACCAUUGCUUAGGGGCACCUUGUAUAGUAACAACACUACACUAUUUCCUCUCAAGAGAAUGCAUCUAGAAACACAUAAGCGUAGGUCAAGCACAAUUGACCCAAAAUCGAGCCUACAGUCACUCUGUUUUCAAUUGCAUGUUUUUAGGGGCUUGUUUUUAUUUGCUUUUUUUUAAAGCUUUUUACAGGAACAAUAGUCAAACGGAAACUCUCUCUUAUGAGACACGGUUUAUUUUUCUUCAUUUUAUAGUUCUCGGGAAGAAAGUUGGAUCCGUCUAGGAACAGUGAGUUACAGUGCGGAAGCUGUCACUACACCUACAAGAAUAAUAUACCUCAAAACAGAACUUCUCACUGCCAUAGAAUAAACUACUUUGAGUCAUACAUAUCUGCCAGCAUCCUUGUGGUUUCAAGUGAGCCUUGACUUUACAAGCUUUGAUCCCUCCAUAGGACGUAAAUAUAGUCAAGUCAAUUUUUUGUAAAUAAUAAUUUUAGAAGCGUUCAUGCUUACUAGUAUCGGGCUGAUAUGAAAAUCCUAGGGGCUGAAAUAACUGUAAACUUUCUAAACUUAAACAUUUUGGUAAGCUAUUGUGUACAACAGAUUGGUUUGUACAGAACAUGCAAUGUCAAAAAUAAAGUUUUAACAAAGAACAUGCGUGCUAACAUUUCUGUGGAUUUGGCUAAAUGCGGUUUAUCAGCCUAAUGUUUUGGCUGAUGACAAAUUACUGUUUAUUCUUCUCAAGUGAGCUAAACUUCAUAAACUUGUUGUACAAAUAAAAUGCAAAACAAUACUAUCUUUUUUUACAGUGUGUUUGAUAGAAUGUUACCGUUUCAUUCCUCAAAAGGAAAACUUCUCCAGGGAUAUCUGUGGCCUAGAGCUUCUCUCUUGAGCUGUUGGUUAAUUGCGGUAAAUCUUCUACCACUCAGCCUUAAAAAAAGACCUAUCCACUACGUAUCAACUCUGGGGCAUCUGCCAUCAACCAAAAAGCAUUCGCAGCAAUCAUCCAAAGCACAAGCCACCCUACUUUGUGCCACUUAGUGACUAGCCAUUAUUGUUGAGGCCCAUAACUCAUAUGUAGAAGGCUUCUAUGUCAAACAGUUGACUCUCAAACAUAACUCAGGGAAGCAGCCUUGAUCUCAUCCCCACUCCUAAGGCAUGUGACAUAUCCAUCCUAGCUACAGAUCUGCCUAAAAUGUGUAUUGAUGACAAACAAAAAAAUAAAUGUUAAACUAUUAAAAAAUGUGGUGUACCAUGAAGGUUAACGUGCACUUUUUUUCCUUGCUUGUUUUAUGAUGUUCAGUGUUUUUUCCGCUAAUUUAUGGUAUUUUUUAAGGAAAAGAGUGGUUUGUGUGCACUAAUCUUGUCUCAAAUAAAGUGAGGCCGCUGUGAAGCUUGA